This is a messenger RNA of Aspergillus ruber CBS 135680, 1062 nucleotides long. RefSeq names its product 3'(2'),5'-bisphosphate nucleotidase. The transcript has a single exon. Gene Ontology annotation, molecular function: 3'(2'),5'-bisphosphate nucleotidase activity. The record is from RefSeq and is a predicted model, not a curated record. Gene Ontology annotation, biological process: phosphatidylinositol phosphate biosynthetic process; sulfate assimilation. Lineage: Eukaryota; Fungi; Ascomycota; Eurotiomycetes; Eurotiales; Aspergillaceae. The coding region runs from base 1 to 1062 and encodes 353 amino acids.
AUGUCCGCAUACCAACAAGAACGCUACAUUGCCGAACUCGCCGUCCAGCGCGCGACCAUCCUCACCCAAAAGGUCUUCCACGAAAAGGCCAAGGGCACCGUCUCUAAGGACGACAAAUCCCCCGUCACCAUUGGCGACUUCGGAGCCCAGGCCCUGAUCAUCCAGGCCAUCCGCAAGAACUUCCCCAAUGACGAGAUCGUCGCCGAGGAAGAGGCCAGCUCCCUCCGCGAGGACAAGGCGCUGAGCGCCGAGAUCUACAGAUUAAGCAAGGACAUCAAGCUGGAGGAUGCGGAAAGUGACAACCUGCUUGGCGGCCCAUUGCCCAGUGAAGAGGCAAUGCUCGACAUCAUCGACCAGGGCAAUAGCAAGGGUGGUGCAUCUGGUCGCAUCUGGGCGCUUGACCCCAUCGACGGUACUAAGGGCUUCCUCCGUGGCGGCCAGUAUGCGGUUUGUCUUGGUCUGAUGGUGGAUGGUGAUGUGAAGGUUGGUGCUAUUGGGUGCCCCAACCUGCCUGUUGAUGACGCCGCGGCGCUCUCUGCGAACAUUGGUGCCGACCAGGACGACGGCACUGGCAAAGGUGUGCUCUUCUCCGCCAUCCAGGGUCAGGGAUCUGCUAGCCGUCCUCUUGCCAACGGUGCGCUUUCUGAGAGCAAGCCUAUCUCCAUGCGACCUUUGGCGGAUAUCGCCCAGGCUACCUUCUGCGAGGGUGUGGAGGCCGCUCACUCCGCGCAGGGCGACAAUGCUGCUGUUGCUGAGCGCUUGGGUAUCAGCAACCCCAGUGUGCGCCUGGACUCACAGGCUAAAUACUGCUCUAUCGCCAGAGGUGCUGGUGACAUCUACCUGCGUCUCCCUGUGAAGAAGGACUAUCAGGAGAAGAUUUGGGAUCACGCUGCUGGUGAUCUGAUUGUCCGCGAGGCCGGUGGCCAGGUGACGGACAUCUACGGUAACCGCUUGGACUUCACCAAGGGCCGGACUCUUGCUGCCAACAAGGGUGUUGUUGCCGCCCCCAAGGCCUUCCAAGACCAGGUUAUUGAUGCCGUCAAGGUUGUUCUGAAGCUGUAA